GAACUCUCUUUGCAGCUCAUUCUGAAAACUCAUUACAACAACAGUCAUGGCCGCCUCCUGCUCUUUGGUGUGCUGUGGAGAGGAGCGAGAAGCAGAUAAAGCUGUCAUCGUCCGCUUUUCCAACGGCACCGUCCAAAAUGCAGACAAACUGGAUUUCAGCAUGUUUAAGAGCGCGGAGGAGAGCAACCCCAGAAAGAAGAGCAGGCGGAUACUGGUUGCUGAAACAGACAGACUGUCCUAUGUGGGGCAGAACUUUGGAGUGGGGUCCAUGAAAUGCAAUAAUCUUUGCAAAUAUUACGUUGGUGUGUUGAAUAAACGGACCAUGACAAUGGAGGUGCACAACGCUCAGCUCUUCAACAUGCAACCAGUUAUACCAGGAGAGACAACAGACAGCACAAAGCCCCAGGACACUACUCAGACCUACAGGGACAAGGUUGACUUAUUGAUUGAGGCCUUUGGCACCAACAAGCAGAAGAGAGCUCUGAGCUCUCGCAGGCUGAAUCAGGUGGGCAGUGAAACCCUGCAGCAUGCAGUGGCAAAGGCUGCCGAUACUGUGAUUGGUGAAAAGGGUCUGGAAGCUCUGCAGCAAGAAGUGGCUGACGCAGAGUCACAGGGAGACCUGGCUCUGCACCUUCCUCCCUGCAAUGCAAAUGCAGAUGAACGAGAGAACGUCUAUCCAUUUGAUGAGCUCCUGAGCCCAGUAGAGUUUGGUGCUUUGGAGCAGGGUGGUGCCAAAAUGGCAGCACUAACCCCUGAAGAGCUGAAGAAGAUGAAAGAUGAUGGAAGGUGCCUGAGUGUUGUGAAGCAUCUAGAAAACCUGCCAACUGAAGCUGAAAACAGAGACAAAAUGGCUCGCUGCUCCUUCUACCUCUCUCUGCUCCUCAAACUCGCACGGGAGAAGAGCAUCACCCGCAAGUUUGGGCUGGAGGAAGGCUGCCCUCGCAUCAUUCAGAGCACCCUGUUUAAAACGUUCACCGUGGAGACCUUCAACAGUGGCAGGAUCCAGAACAAGGUGUCAUCAUCAAUGCGUGCCAAAAUAGCAGCAUACUGCUUAGCUCUGCUGCUGCAUAUGGGUCACAUGACAGCUGACCUCACAUUACUGCACCGUGACCUGGGAAUCACAGAGGCACGGAUGAUUGAAGUUGCGAAGACAAUGGGACUGACCUUGAUGAAACCAGCCCGAGGCAAGGGUGAUAAAGCUGAGCUGCAAGACGACCACAGACUGGCCGCUCUUGUUCUGCCUUUGGUCAAAUACGAUCACUUCACCGAGAGGCGGAAACGCAAGAAGAUGCACUGAAGAGCCAAAACGAAAACCGAGAACUGAACAGAAAGAAUGAAUGUGAAACAAAUGAACGCCACAAACAAGGCUCGUUUAUUAAUGCUUUUUGUGGACAAAUAAAGUGAACUUCAAGUCGUA
Archocentrus centrarchus (flier cichlid) is the source of this 1417-nucleotide messenger RNA. RefSeq names its product DNA-directed RNA polymerase I subunit RPA49. The record is from RefSeq and is a predicted model, not a curated record. Bases 47 to 1297 code for a protein of 416 amino acids. Lineage: Eukaryota; Metazoa; Chordata; Actinopteri; Cichliformes; Cichlidae. Gene Ontology annotation, biological process: DNA-templated transcription. Gene Ontology annotation, molecular function: DNA binding. The transcript is spliced from 12 exons.